AUAAAAUCUAUUGUUAUGGGUUUUAACGGUAUUACAAUAAUGGGUCGCAGGUCUAAACAGAAAACUAAUGGUGGCAAUAAACCUGGAGCUGCUGCCACCAGUGCCAUUAACAAAUCUAAAAAAAAUAAAAAUCUUUUUAAAGUAUCUGAUGUCAAACAAAAGAAAAAACCCAAAGAAGUACAGGGAAAACUUAAAAAGAUCAAAGAAGCCGUCACUAAGAAACAAGAAAAAGUUGAUGCCAAUCUACGUGAUUUACACAAGGAUUUAGUUGUUAAAAAACCUCAAGCCUCUACCUCGAAACCAUUAAAACCCACCAAAAAACCAGCACCUAAUACAAAAAAUCUUUCCGAUAAAUUGGGAAAUUUCAAAUUUUAAAUAGAAAGCAAUUAAAAAACAGCGUAAUGUUUUUUUGUUCUUUCGGCAAUAUUUUUUUUCUUCAAGUAGUUAUAGUUGAGUUCUAUUUUAAUUGUAGAUUUUAGAUGAAUUUUAAUUAUAUGUUAAUUAAAACAUAUAGAAAAAACAUAUGUGUAAUGUUUAAUAGACAUAUGUAAUAAAGUUAUAUUAAAAACUUA
This is a messenger RNA of Lucilia cuprina (Australian sheep blowfly), 572 nucleotides long. RefSeq names its product tRNA (guanine(37)-N1)-methyltransferase. The record is from RefSeq and is a predicted model, not a curated record. Lineage: Eukaryota; Metazoa; Arthropoda; Insecta; Diptera; Calliphoridae. The transcript is spliced from 3 exons. Bases 16 to 375 code for a protein of 119 amino acids.